CCAGUACUCCGUCUGCGCAUGCGCCGAGCACCCGCUGCGCGCGCACCCUCUCCUCUUUCUCCUUCCUUUUCCGGCGCGGCCUCCGCAGAACAGCCGCUUUCGCCGCAGCCAUGGCAGUCCGCUACCCGAUGGCCGUCGGCCUCAACAAGGGCCACAAAGUGACCAGGAACGUUUCGAAGCCGCGCCAGUGCCGGCGCCGGGGGCGCCUCACCAAACACACAAAGUUUGUCCGGGACAUGAUCCGGGAAGUGUGCGGCUUCGCCCCCUACGAGAGGCGAGCGAUGGAAUUGCUGAAAGUCUCCAAAGACAAGCGAGCGCUAAAAUUCAUCAAGAAAAGGGUGGGGACUCACAUCCGGGCCAAGAGGAAGCGGGAAGAACUGAGCAACGUCCUGGCAGCAAUGAGGAAAGCAGCGGCCAAGAAGGACUAACGCUCCCUCUUCCCCCAAUAAAGUUUAUCUUAUAAACACUGCAA
Messenger RNA from Rhineura floridana, 472 nucleotides. RefSeq names its product ribosomal protein L36 (gene RPL36). The coding region runs from base 111 to 428 and encodes 105 amino acids. The record is from RefSeq and is a predicted model, not a curated record. Gene Ontology annotation, biological process: cytoplasmic translation. NCBI's taxonomy places the organism in Eukaryota, Metazoa, Chordata, Lepidosauria, Squamata, Rhineuridae. Gene Ontology annotation, cellular component: ribosome; cytosolic large ribosomal subunit. The transcript is spliced from 4 exons. Gene Ontology annotation, molecular function: structural constituent of ribosome.